AUGUUUUUAUUAAACCCUCAGUGUGUCAACUGUAAAGGAUCAUGUGAUGGCAUAGGAGCCAUUUUAAAUGCAGAGACUCUUUACCAAUGGGCUAAGCAAAAUAUCAAGACUUCGCAGAUUUUCUUUUACAACAAGCAACAACACGAAAAGGAAUUUAGACAGGAUUCUCUUUUUUCAGAUGAUUUAAAUACAGAUACUGCCAUGGUUAUCACUAAUAUCGUUUAUUUUAAAGGCGAAUGGAAAUAUAAAUUUUCCAAUCCUUUUAGUUUUCAUUUUAUAAACUAUGACAAUCAGACUAUUUUAGUGUCUAAUACUAUGUAUCGAAAAGCUCAAUUUAAAUAUGCCCAUUUGCCUCAUAUAAAAGCCAAAGUCAUAGAAUUGUCAUACAAGGGUGACGAACUUAGUAUGCUUAUCGUACUUCCUGAUGAAGUUCAUGGUCUCGACAAUGUUGAAAAAAGUUUAGAGACAAUAACCCUUAGAAAACUCCGAAAGGAACUAUCUCUUACUGAAGUCGCAUUGGCUUUGCCUAAAUUUCAUGUUGAAAUUACCAAUGACUUAAAUGAUACUUUAAAAGAGAUGGGUAUAAAUCAAAUGUUUAUGUCUCACGCAAACUUCAGGGGAAUUACAGAUAGAAAUCUUUAUGUGAGUAAAAUUAAGCAAAAAAUUGUCAUUGAAGUCAACGAGAAUGGUGUUGAAGAUGCUGCAACUACAAGUGGAUUUUUAACCAACGGAAUGAUGGGAGAGCAUAUAACUCAACAAUUUCUUGCUAAUCAUGCAUUUCAUUAUAAGAUUAUUAGAACAGUUGGUGAACAUGAUGGUAUUGCAUUGUUUGCUGGUAAUUGUAAAUAUAUACAGUAAUUUAGAGAAUAUACGAAUAUUAAAUAUGUCUGCCAGGCCA
Molecule: messenger RNA, 898 nt
Organism: Leptopilina boulardi
Lineage: Eukaryota; Metazoa; Arthropoda; Insecta; Hymenoptera; Figitidae
Product: leukocyte elastase inhibitor-like
Exons: 5
Coding region: 1-858 (285 amino acids)
Molecular function (GO): serine-type endopeptidase inhibitor activity
Source: RefSeq, a predicted model, not a curated record